Messenger RNA from Nerophis ophidion (straightnose pipefish), 11070 nucleotides. Its product is annotated as low-density lipoprotein receptor-related protein 2-like. The record is from RefSeq and is a predicted model, not a curated record. The coding region runs from base 1 to 11070 and encodes 3689 amino acids. The transcript has 57 exons. Gene Ontology annotation, molecular function: protein binding; calcium ion binding. NCBI's taxonomy places the organism in Eukaryota, Metazoa, Chordata, Actinopteri, Syngnathiformes, Syngnathidae.
AUGGAUUCUGUCAAGCUGAAGAAUGCCUAUGGGACUCAUGGGACUCCAGAGGCAUCGGACAGGUUCCGGCAGGCCAAGCGGUGUGCGGCUUUGGCGGUUCUGGAUGCAAAAACUCGGACAUCGGAAGAGUUUGAAGAAGCCAUGGACAACGACUUCCGGACGGUUUCGAAAAUUUCUAGCUGCAGUCAUGGCGUUGAGGGGAGUCGGUUUGGUGGCUACAGGAUUGGGUAUCUGCUUUUUGUGGAUUAUGUGGUCCUGCUGUAUCUCCUGCUCUCACUGGACCAGUUCGCAGCGGAAAGUGAAGCAACUGGGAUGAGAAUCAACAUUUCCAAAACCGAGUCAAUGGUUCUCGGCGUCGUCCGUAAAAGUGUGGAGUGCCUUCUCCGGGUUGGCGAUGGGAUCAUGCCCCAAGUGGACGGGUUCAAGGACCUCGGGGUCUUGAAAACGGGUGACGGAAGAGUGGAUCAGAGCUGUGGAAGUGGGGAGUUUGAGUGCACCAGUGGACAAUGUAUAAACAUAGCCUGGAAGUGCGAUGGAACUAACGACUGCACCGAUGAUUCGGAUGAGCUCAACUGUCCUUCCCCGUCGUGCAGCGCACAGCAGUUUAAAUGCGUUACAAGCGGUGAAUGCAUCGAUUUGAGUUUCGUUUGCGAUGGGGGGGAAGACUGCAAGGACGGCUCAGACGAACAAAGAACAUGCGGCGAUCGAACCUGCAGCCCGGACCAGUUCACCUGCCAGGAGGGCCAGUGUAUCCCCGGUAAAUACAAAUGCGACCAUGUGAAGGACUGUGUGGACAACUCUGACGAAAACAACUGCAACUAUCCGCAGUGCACCGAUAAAACAUGUGCCAAUGGAGCGUGUUACAACCACUCGCAGCAUUGCAAUGGACGCCAGGACUGCAGAGAUGGCUCGGAUGAGUAUAAUUGCACCAACAAGCAUUGCUCCAUCCACCAGCAUCAGUGUGCCAAUGGCGUCUGCAUACCUAUUUCCUUCCUAUGCGACCACUGGAAUGACUGUGGGGACAACAGCGAUGAGCAAGGCUGCGUGUACCAAAGCUGUAGCGGCGAUGAGUUCACGUGUUCGAGCGGCCGUUGUAUUCCCCAGCGCUGGGUGUGUGACCACUUCAAUGACUGCGGAGACUACAGUGAUGAAAAAGGCUGUGACAGUAACUCCCGAGAUUGUUACCCUGGCGAGUGGGGCUGCCCCGGUUCACCAGCUUGUAUACCAGUGGGAAAAGUUUGUGACGACAAACCGGACUGUCCAGAUGGGACUGAUGAGACCAACUCCACCGCUCAGCGCAACUGCAGCCUGGAACGCUGUUCGACUUUGAGCUGCGAGUAUCUAUGCCAUGUGUCUCCACAAGGGGGCACUUGCUACUGCCCGGAUGGUUUCAUCGUUGGCAACGACAGUCGCUCCUGUGUAGACUACAAUGACUGUCAAAUCUGGGGCAUAUGUGACCAGCUUUGCGAAGACCGGCCGGGGACGCACCGCUGCAGCUGUGCUGAGGGCUAUUUCCUGGAACAAGGUCACGUUUGCAAGGCCAACCUGUCAGGUGGAAUGCCGCAGCUCAUUUUCACAGACGGAGGAGAGGUGAUGAUGGGUGACAUCCACGGCCGCUACGUCCGAACUCUGGUGCCAGCUCAGGGCAGAGGCUCUGCUGUCGGCGUGGCGUACCACAGGCACAGUGAGACCGUCUUCUGGAGUGACACGUACACCAAAAAGGUGUAUUCCACCAACUAUAAUGGAGGUAACAUUAGGGAGGUUCUGACUACUGCAGUCCAGAAUGUGCAGAACCUGGCCGUGGACUGGAUCAACUUCAAAUUGUACAUAUUGGAAGCCAUGGUGGAGCGCAUUGACGUGUGCGACUUUGAAGGAGGGAAUCGAGUCACGCUGGUUGCUGAGAACCUGCAGAGUCCUCAUGGCCUGGUCCUGGACCCCACAGUGGGUUACAUGUUCUUCACUGACAUGGGCGUUAGCAAUAACAACAUGAAGCUGGAGCGGGCCUUUAUGGACGGCAGCAACCGUGUGGAGCUGGUAAAGACCAGGCUUGGCACACCAACCGGAAUUAGCGUUGAUAUAAUCACAAAGAGGGUCUACUGGUCUGACAGCCAUUUUGACACAGUUGAAACUGUCACUUAUCAUGGUUUGGACAGGAAAGUGGUCCUCAAUGGUGGAACCCAGUCUCCACAUCCUUUCGGCAUGGCUGUAUUCGAGAACCACGUGUUCUUCACCGAUUGGACCAAGAUGGGGUUGGUGAGAGCCAACCGCUUCAACGGCAGCAACCCGGCGCUCCUCUUUCGUACCGCCAAGCGACCGGGCCAUGUUGUCGUCUCCCACUCGGCCCUGCAGCCUGUUGUGAUGAACCCCUGCGGACGGCACAACGGCGGCUGUCAGCACAUUUGUGUCCUGAGCCACCGCACAGACAAUGACGGUUUGGGAUACCGCUGCAAGUGUCGCCACGGUUACGACCUGAAAUCAGACUUUCACAGUUGCUUCAAGGUAAAGCACUACUUGCUGGUGGCCUCCUCUGUAGCCCUGCGAGGGAUCCCGCUCACCGUGUCCCUCCAGGAAGACAUCACCCUUCCCCUCACAGGGCUAGCCUCGUCUUUUUCCGGCUCGGCUGUAGAGUUUGACGGGCAAGAUGAGGUUCUAUUCUACAACGACAGGUCGAGAGGCCUGAUCUAUAAGUCCAACCUCAAUGGCACCGUUCAACAGAUUUUGACUGGCUACAGGGUUGGCUCCAUCGAUGCCAUGGCUUACGAUUGGACUUCCAAAGUUUUGUUUUGGACCUCUAACACCUACAAGACCGUGGUGGCCUUCAGAAUCAUAGACAAGUCUAUGAGUGACAUCGUCACGGGAUUAAGGAUCCCGAAGGGACUUGCAGUACAUCCCGGUGAUGGCUACUUAUUUUGGGCCGACAUAUAUCGCCCGGCCGUCAUCAUGAGGGGCUACACUGAUGGCAGCAAUGCAGUUCCACUGGUCAAUAAAACACUUGGGCAGCCAUAUGCGCUUUCUCUCGACUAUGUGCAGGAGCGCUUGUAUUGGGUCGACUCCCUCUUGGACCAAAUUGGACACGUUGACUUUCAAGGAAACAACAGGCAGACCUUCAGCAAUAUUGGACGGAUCACACAACCCUAUUCGCUGACUGUUUAUUCAGACUACCUGUAUGUGUCUGAUACACGUACCAGAGCGAUAUUUGAGAUGAGGAAGAGGGAUGGAGGAGGAAACAUAAUAAUCAGACAAGGAAUCAAUGGAAUUCUGAAUGUCAAAGCCUACACAGCUGACCUCUACAGUAGUAUCAGUAGUCGCUGUGCAGUGGCAAAUGGGCGCUGCAGCCACUUCUGCUUCCCGACUCCGUCCUACAGCCGCGUGUGUGGCUGCCCGUACGGCAUGAAGCUACAGGUCAACCAGAUGGACUGCGUAAAGGAUGACAGUGUUCCACCGCCGGAUAACAACUGCGGCGACUACGCCUUUGAGUGCGACGAGGGGCGAUGCAGGCCCAAUUCCUACCGCUGCGAUGGCUACUUGGACUGCGUGGAUAAGUCUGACGAGGCCAACUGCACAAGCACAGGAGCGACCUGCUCUCCCAGCGCUUUCACCUGCAACAACAAGCACUGCAUCCUGUCCGGGUGGCGUUGUGACGGCAUCGACGACUGCGGCGAUGGUUCGGAUGAAGUCAACUGUCCCACUCAGGAGCCCACCACCUGUCCGGCAAACACAUUCACCUGCGAUAACAACAGAUGCGUCUCCAAAGCGUGGCUGUGCGACGGCGACAACGACUGUGGCGACGGCUCGGAUGAGCACAACUGCAACUCCACCAUCACCACCUGCCCGCCUGCCUACUUCCUGUGCCCCGACCACCGUUGCAUAUUCAACUCCUACGUGUGCGAUGGCGACCAGGACUGCUUUGAUGGCUCGGAUGAGAAAGACUGCGAGAUUUCCUGCGCCUCCUAUGAGUUCGCCUGCGUCAGUGGCGACCAGUGUGUCAGCAAAAGUUACCGCUGCGACGGCGUGGCUGACUGCAGGGACCACUCUGAUGAGCGAGACUGUCCCACUCGAGGGCCGGGCCUGUGCCACAAAGACGAGUUCCAGUGUCAAACCGACGGCGUCUGCGUGCCGGACACUUGGGAGUGUGACGGCCACCCCGACUGCGAGGACGGUUCCGACGAGCACAUCUCCUGCCCUCCUGUGACCUGCAGUGCCAGCUACUUCCAGUGCCCCAACAAGAUUUGCAUCCCCAAAUACUGGCUGUGUGACGGCGAAAACGACUGCCGGGACAUGAGCGACGAACAGAACUGUCCUACACCUCCGUUCAAAUGUCCCGGCAGCCAGUGGAUGUGUCCCACUGACCAGGUGUGCAUCGAGGAAGACAAAGUGUGCGACGGCAAGAAGGACUGUCCUAACGGAGCUGACGAGUCACCCAUCUGCAAUGAGAACGACUGUAUAUUACACAACGGCGGCUGCAGCCACAUCUGCAUUCAAGGACCAUAUGGGGCGGAGUGCCACUGUUUCCCGGGUUUCCAGCUGCUCAACGACUCCAAGACCUGCGACGACAUCAAUGAGUGUCUGAUCCCGGGUUUCUGCAGCCAGAAGUGCUACAAUGAGAGAGGAAGCUUUCGCUGCUACUGCUCUGAUGGUUACCUCCUGGAGCCUGAUGGACGCACCUGCAAAGCUACAGACCCUCUUGCAGCCGUACUUCUGUUGGCCAAGCGGAGCCAGGUCAUUGCCAACAGGAUCAACGCAAAACCCCCACAGAUCAGUCCAGUGGUGAGCGGUUCAAACAUAGUGUCCGUGGACUUUGACCGCGUGACUUCCAGGGUCUACUGGGCCGACGCCUCCCUGAAGAAGAUUUGGAGUGCUUACCAGAAUGGAACUGACAGAAAGGAAAUUUUUUCUAGUGGUCUGAUGGUGCCAGAGAGCAUCGCUGUGGACUGGGUGGGCCGUAAUCUCUAUUGGACCGACUCUGUCUUGGAGAACAUCGAGGUGUCUACUCUGGACGGUCGCUUCCGCAAAGUGCUCCUCACCGAAAACGUCACAAGCCCCCGUGGCUUGGUUUUAGACCCCCGUAACCAUACCAACAUGAUGUUCUGGACGGAUUGGGGUCAGAACCCCAGGAUCGAGCGGGCCGACAUGGAUGGGGUCAUGCGAAAAGUCAUUGUUAGUACAAAGAUAUACUGGCCCAACGGCUUGGCGCUGGACUACACCACACGCAGGGUGUACUUUGCAGAUGCCUACCUCAAAUACAUCGACUACUGCGAUUACGACGGGAAAAACCGCUAUCAAGUCAUGGCGAGCGAAAUGUUCCUCCAGCACCCACAUGGCAUGACCAUCUUUGAAGACAACAUUUACUGGUCGGAGCGCUACACCAGCAAAGUGAUGAGAACGAACAAGUUCCAUGGUGGCAACGUCACCACAUUGUUAAAUAGCGUGUACCAGCCCAUGGGCAUCGUUAUGGACCAUCCUGUUAAACAACCAGCAGGCCUCAAUCCAUGCAAAGAACAUCCGUGCAGUCAACUGUGCCUGCUGUCAGGCUUCAGGCCAAGGUACUACACCUGCCACUGUCAGUCUGGAUGGAAGCUGGAUACUGAUAAACGCACAUGUCUCAAAGAUGAAACUCCUUUCUUGAUGGUGGUGAGCGAUUCGGUGAUUUACGGCGUUCCUCUGGACCCCGCCGAUUCCUCCAACAAUGCAAUGGCGCCCGUGUCAGGCAUCCGUCAGGGGCGGGACAUUGAAUUUGAUGACCUGGAGCAGUUUGUCUACUGGGUUGAGCUUUCGGGUUCUAUUUGGCGAAUCCAUACCAACGGCACCAAGAGGUCUUUGUUUGCACCAGCUGCUUUUUUGGGCUCCCCAUCUGGUCUGGCGUUUGACUGGAUAAGCAGGAUAAUGUAUUAUAACAACCCCACAGCUAAAUCCAUAGAGGUCAUUCGGGUUGAUGGAAAACAGUACUAUCGAAAGACCAUCAUCACCUCCACAGGGAAACCAGAGGGAGUGGGAACACCAAUCGGAAUAGCCGUAGAUCCAGCAAGAGGGAAAUUGUUCUGGACGGAUGGGGGGUCCAUUAAUGGUGUUCCUCCGAAAGUGGCCAGCGCUGACAUGGAUGGGAGCAACAUUACAAUCCUCUACAAGGGCAACCUGGCUAACGUGGGCUACCUCGCUGCUGAUAUUUCCACCAGGAAACUCUACUGGGGAGUGUCAGGCUCAGGAGUGAUCGAGAGCGGCACCAUGGAUGGGGCGAGCCGAGUGACAGUUGUUAGCGGCCUGUCUUACCCAGUGGGGUUGACCAUCUACCAGAACUACCUCUAUUACGCCGACAAGGACUAUCAGGUCAUUGAGAGGGUGGACAAAGACACGGGUGCCAAUAUGGUGGUGAUAAGAAGCGGGAUGCACCAACUGCGUGCUGUCAAGGUGCACGCCAGAGACAACUCUGCAGGGACCGCCAACGCAUGCAGCUCCAACAACGGUGGCUGCCCUCACCUCUGCCUGCCCAAACCUAACAGCCAAAGGGUGUGCGCCUGCACCACGGGCUUCUACCCAUCUCACGAUGGCUCCGAAUGCGAAGAGUUUGACUCAUUCGCCGUGGUCUCCACGCCCAGCUACAUCCGCGGCUUUCAUAUAAAUAGCUCCGAUCACUCCGAAGCCAUGGUGCCCAUCGGUGGAUCUACCCCUUACAUGAAGCAGAAUUUAGCCCUGCACGUGGAGUCUGGAUUUAUUUACUGGACUGAGAACGGCACCUCGUCCUCCUACAAAAGCAUCUCCAGGAGAAAAACAGAUGGAUCAUCCUACCAAAGGAUAGUCUACUCAGGUGUUGGAAAGGGAGGAAUCUUUGGACUAGCAGUGGACUGGGUUUCCAACAACCUGUACUUCACCAAUGCCUUCGAGAGCGAGACCUACCUUGAAGUGUUGGCCAUCAACACCACAUACCGAAUGAUCCUACUCAAGUCCGCUCAUGACAGGCCCACUGACCUGGCUGUCAACCCAAAACAGCGCUACAUUUUCUGGACCGAUGCUGGCCAAACUCCCAAGAUAGAGCGAGCUUUUCUGGACGGCACCAACCGCACGGUGCUGGCAUCCGAGAGCCUUGCGUCACCUCGCGGCCUCACCGUCGAUCACACCAAUGACUUCCUCUAUUGGACAGAUGACGUUCUGGACAUGAUCUCGUGUAUGGCUGCGGACGGCUCACAGAGGCAGAUAGUCCGCUACGGGAGUCGUUAUCCCUCCCCCAUGGGGGUUGCUAUACUUGGAAACAACAUGCUGUGGGUGGAUAAAAGGCUAGCGAAGCUCUUCCAGGCCAAUAAAGAUCCAGCCAACACUAACCAGACAGAGGUAAUCCGAGACACCCUGGAAGGCGUGUUGGACGUGGCCAUCUUUGAUCCUCAUGUCCAGCCUACAGCGGCUCACCAGGUGGGCUUCAACCCAUGUCAGGAAGACAAUGGGCGAUGCCAGCAAUUCUGCUUUGCUAUACCGGAGCAGGACCACCCUAAAUGCGCCUGCGCUCAUGGGUCGCUCCUCAGUAAUGGAGUAACCUGCGGCUAUGGACAAGAUGAUUUCGUAGUUUUCACCACCGGCUACACUCUGAACAGUUUAAGGCUGGACCCUCAGGAUCACAGCACUCCUUUCCCGCCUUUGAGCCUGGGUUACAACUUGAUGGCGCUGGAUUUUGAUUACAAGGACAGGCGUAUUUUCUUCACCCAGUACAUGGGGAUAGGUAGGAGCAAGAUUGGCUACAUCACCACCACAUCCAUCAGUAGCUCACCGACCAUCAUAGCUUCAAAUCUGGAUGACCCCGAGGGCUUGGCGUAUGACUGGGUCAACAAACGCCUCUACUUCACUGACUACUACCGCAGGAACAUCCAGUCUAUAGGAAUGGACGGGUUGAACCGCACCGUCAUUGCCCAUGCAAACCGUCCCAGAGGCAUCAUAGUCGACCCUUGCUAUGGUUACCUCUACUGGACUGAUUGGGGCUGGCCUGCCAAGAUUGAAAGAGCCACACUGGGUGGAAACUUCCGGAUUCCCAUCAUUAACACCAGCUUGUCCACACCUAAUGGCCUCGCCAUCGACUUUGAAGAGAGGAUGUUGUACUGGGCUGAUGCUUCACAAGACAAAAUUGAGCGCUCCACCUUGACGGGAGCAAACAGGCAGAUGAUCGUGCAAGGUGUCCAGUACCCCUUUGCCAUGACGGUUUUUAAGCAGGACAUCUUCUGGACCGACUGGACGGAAAAAGCCGUUUUCAGAGCGGGGAAAGAUGACGGCUCUGGCAUCACCGUUUUGACCCAGGAGCUUCAGUAUCAACCUAAUGAUAUUCACGUCUAUGCUGGGUCCAAGCAGGAGAGUUGCUCCAGCCCCUGCAUGCAGUUCAACGGAGGCUGUAGCCACGUCUGUGUACCUGGUCCGACCGGACCCGAAUGCCAGUGCCCCCAUGACGGCAAAUGGUAUUUGGCAAAUAACGGCAAAGACUGUGUCAAAGAUGACGGCAAGCGCUGCCAGCCCAAUCAGUUCACGUGUCUUAGCGGAAAAUGCAUCCCGGCUGGCUGGACAUGUGACGGCUUCGACGACUGCAAGGACAACACAGACGAGCUGGAGAGAGUGUGCGCCUUCCACACCUGCUCAGGUGUGCAAUUCACUUGUGACAACGGCCGCUGCGUGCCGCUCAACUAUGCCUGCGAUUACAUGAACGACUGCGGCGACAACAGCGACGAGCACGGAUGCCCCUUCCCCACCUGUAACCCCGACACCGAGUUCACCUGCGACAACGGACGCUGCAUCAGCGCGUCUUUUCUCUGCGACGGCUACAACGACUGCCGCGACAACGCCACCUCAGAUGAAAUUAACUGCCCUGACAGGGUCUGUCCCACGGGCCAGAUCAAAUGUGACAACACCAACAUCUGCAUCUACCCUAACAAGCUGUGCGAUGGCUACAACAACUGUGGCGACAACAGCGACGAGAACCCUCUCUUCUGCGCGGGUCGUACGUGCCCUCCGAGCGAGUUCCAGUGUGACGUUGGCAAGUGCAUCCCUACCUCUUGGGUGUGUGACUUCUACAAUGACUGCAGCGAUGGGACUGAUGAACCUUCCACAUGCGAGCAUGUAGUGCAAACUUGCAGCGCCAGCCAGUUCACAUGUACCAACGGCAACUGCAUCCCACAGUCCAUGAUCUGUGACGGCAACAACGACUGCUGGGACAGCAGUGACGAGGCUCCUGAGCUGCAGUGUGGUCAGCGUACAUGCAGCUCUAACCAAUUUACCUGCCCUACCUGGUCCCCGGGUCACCCACGCUGCGUGCCCUUAAACUUUGUGUGUGACGGCGACAAAGACUGCGUCGACGCGGCCGAUGAAGUUCAAAACUGCCCCAAUCGGACAUGCCACAUGAACGAGUUCGCCUGCAAAAAUGGCCUAUGCAUUUACCUCCCCUUCCAUUGCGACCGUGUGAAUGACUGCGGAGACGGUAGCGACGAGCUGGGCUGUACUUACGACACAUGCAGCAGCUACCAGUUCACCUGCGGCAACGGGGCCUGCAUCUACUCGGCUUAUACCUGCGAUGGCACUAACGACUGCCUGGACGGUUCCGACGAAGCGGACAGCUUGUGCGUCACGGCCCAGCCCACGUGCGCACCUAAUCAGUACUUGUGCAAGUCGGGCGAGUGCAUCGAUGCAAAGAACGUGUGCAACAGUGUGAAGGACUGCCAGGACAACAGUGAUGAAAAAGGCUGCGGCAUCAAUGAAUGCCGCAACCCAUCAGUCCACCAGUGUGCCCAGCUGUGCACGGACACGCUCACAGGCUACUUCUGCUCCUGCAACCCCGGCUACCAGCUCAUGCCCGACGGCAAAGCCUGCGAGGACAUCAACGAGUGCCUAAGCACGCCGGCCGUCUGCAGCCAGCUCUGCGACAACACCGCAGGCUCCUAUCACUGCAGAUGUGCCCCAGGAUACCUGCGGGAACCCAACGGGCGCACCUGUCGGCAGAACAGCGGCGUCGACCCUUAUCUGUUGUAUACCAAUCGCUACUACAUCCGCAACCUGACCACUGACGGAUCCCAGUUGAGAAUAGUCCUGCAGGGCCUCUCCAACGUGGUGGCUCUGGAUUAUGAUUAUUCCGAAAAGAGGCUUUAUUGGCUCGAUGCCGGAGUGGGAAAGAUUGAGAGGAUGCGUUUUGACGGGAGCAACAGGGAGGUGCUGGUGGAUAACGGCAUUCUUGGAGCAGAGGGACUGGCGAUUGAUUGGGUUGGAAGGAAGUUGUACUGGGUGGACAGUUACUACGGCUCGGUGCAUGUGAUGGAGCUGGAUGGGCGCUACAUGAAGAAGCUGCUCACCGGCCACUUCACAAAUGGAAACAACACUUACACCAUCACCCGGCCUCGCGCUGUGGCUGUGAACCCCAAAUAUGGAUGGCUGUACUGGACCGACUGGGCUGACACUCCAUAUAUCGGCAGGGCAGGCAUGGACGGAAGCAAUGUUAUCGCCAUCAUAACAGCCAAACUGGAGUGGCCCAGUGCUCUGACUAUAGACUACACCACCAAUAAGAUCUUCUUUGCUGAUUCCCACCUCAACUUCCUAGACUUUGCAGACAUGGAUGGCAAAAACCGACACCGGGCCAUUGCUGGCUCACUGCCGCAUGUCUUUGCAGUGUCCCUCUUUGAGGACUGGGUCUACUGGACGGAUUGGAACACACACGAUGUGGAAAAGGCUCACAAAUACACCGGCGAAGGGCGCAUGAUCAUGGGCAACAACACACACCGACCCUAUGACCUACAUGUGGUCCACCCCUACAGGCAACCACCAAGCAUGGUCACAGAAGACGCCAUCUUCCUCCCACGCCUACAACAAUGGCUGCCAAAGCCGAGUGAGCGGAGCGCAAUAUGGGCAGCCGGCAAACGAGGCCACGCAGAGACAUUAGCUGACAUCGGAACUAGAACGGUGGAGGGAAUUGGGUUUGUCGGAGGAAGAUCAGACACUUUCCCACAAUCCGUGUCCAAACAGGGCAACAAAGAUGACUAUACGCUCUCCUGUAACACAACACCACACAUCAAAGUCUACCAGGACCUAAUUAGAGAAAGAGACUCAGAGAUGAACUAA